GUUCAACAUCUUUUUUUGUGGACGUGGUGCAUCUCAUCAUCAUCUGCUAGACCUUCCCCCCCCCCCCUCCUGCUGAAACAAACACACAAAAAAGGAACCGCCACAUUGGAUUAUUACACAACUAUGCGCGCACUAGUGACUGUGAGAUCGGAUCCUUCCGGCUAUUUGAAGGCCGUGUGUCUGUGAUUUUCUUCUGGGAAAAUUAAAGUGAAGAAAAAAACAAACAAACAAAGGAAAACAAUAAUCCUUACGACGUUGAAAAGCAAAAAAAAAAACACACACAAGGAGAAAUGUCGAACCCUGUGACAUUGUUGGACAGGCGGCAAACAAAUGCCGACGAUGAGCAGCGUGAGAAAAGGUCAUCACCUCGUUUCUCGCGACGGAUUAGCGUCAAAAGUUUACGCGUUUUUUGGGUGCCCCUGAUUGCCUGUUUCAUCCUUCCCUUAUUUAUGUGCCCCUCGCAAGCUGCAGCCGAUGGAUGUGACUGGACUGGCAGCGGUUUGGAGAGUCCAUCGAGCGAAGAUCAGACACAACAACAGCCUCAAUCACAUCGUGGAGUCAAACCAGUGUACCUGCGAUGCAGCCAAGGCUCCGUCUCCUGGCUCUAUCCCCGCGGUGCCUUGCGGGUGGUGCUCCGCUACGGAACAGCUGGCAAGGAAUUCCAGGCGUGUCUGAAAUUAUCCGCAGACUUUGCCGGCGCCAACAUUUACGUCGAACAGCACCGGACGCUGAAACUGCUGCACAGCGGAUCGUCGUCGGCCAUGCUGCGGCCGGAUGGCAAACGCCACUGUUUCGACAGUCACUCGGGUCAGGUGGCCCUGUUUCUCGAAUCCGAGUCACCAGUCGGUGGGUCUGAUCCUCUGCGACGGGAAACGGCCGCGUUCGAUUACGAUCUCCAACUGGUCGAAGAGGAAAACGACCAGUCACACGAUCCUUGGCAAGAAUGUCGACCUUGCAGCAUCAAAGAGUCGUUGGAAAUGUUUUGCAGCAGCGAUUUUGUUGCUAGAGGCUUCAUCUCGUCCGUUUACAACGACGCCCAAUUAGAGAGGACGCUGCUCAAGGUGCGGGCUACGCGGGUCAUCCGGCAGGCCUCGUCCGUCUUUCAACCCGUUAAUCGUAAAUCUGCGUCAUUGCCAAAGCGGAGAAGGCGGAGUCCGUUGACGCCUAAACGCCUCAUUCCAAUUCCAUCCAAAUGGAAGGGAAUGGACGGCGUCGAAGAGGAUUUAACGGACGGUGACAUCGACAACAGUUUGCUGGACGAUGAGCACACCGGAACGCUGCACGUGCCGUUGACGUGUCAGGUGAAACACGGCAGCGGUGAGUUCAUUUUUAUGGGCCGCAAACGAUUGGGUGACGCGGUUCUUUGGUGCGCCCCACGACUGGAAGAAUGGCAACAGUGGGUCCAUCAGGCUCAGACGGACGGAUCUGCCCAGUGCCGCUUGGAGGCGUGAAAAUGGUUAUCUCAUUUCCCCCCUUUUUCCGCUGUGACAUUUGAUUUCACCCGUCUGACGUGAUGUGCCAUUUCUUCAUUUGAAUUUUAUCAUCGUGUGCCUUUUAUUUGUCGAACCGUCGCCUGCCAAUCAAACCGCUUUGAUUGGCAGGUCGGCGUGCAGACCCCCCUCGAUUCUACGUCAAUUUUAUCAUAUGUAAAUGAAGAAAACAGAUUAUGUGUACAUUUUUUAUAAAACAGAGCGUCUCAGUUUUUUUGUUUUCAAAUAUCGAGUCUGCGAAAGGCGGACGCCAAUUCGGAAUUAAAAAAAAAAAGAGGAAAUUUUGUAACACGGAACAACAAAAAAUUUACUGAUUAUGUGCCUUUCUCUGAUUGUGUGUAUGAUGAAGCCUUGACGCACACCUGUCGAUAUCAAUUUGUACAGACCGUUUUGCGCGUUGACCUUAACGUUUGUGCCUGUGCUGUGUGUUUUCCAUGCAAGCACAGUUUUACCUUUUUUUUUUUUUCGUCUGUGUUUUUGGCAGUCAACUGUGAUACGAGUUACUACGUGCAUCAAAGAAAUACAUGAAAACAAAAUUUUGUAUGAAACUA
Daphnia carinata is the source of this 2041-nucleotide messenger RNA. Its product is annotated as meteorin-like protein. Gene Ontology annotation, molecular function: hormone activity. The record is from RefSeq and is a predicted model, not a curated record. The transcript is spliced from 4 exons. Lineage: Eukaryota; Metazoa; Arthropoda; Branchiopoda; Diplostraca; Daphniidae. Bases 291 to 1451 code for a protein of 386 amino acids.